CCUGUCACAGAGACGCUGCAGGUGGUCUGCAGCUCUGGGUCUGUCUUCUAUUUUUACCGAGUAGUCAUCUUUCUGCUGCAGUGCACACCAUUACCUGCAUCGCAGGGGCUCACACAGGGCUGUGUUUCGGGCUUGGCUCCCAUCGGUUCUCUCACUGUUUCUCACCUGAUCUGUGUCUCGCAGGCCUGCAAUGAGUUCACCACGCACGUCAUGAACUUACUGAGAGAGCAGAGCCGGACUCGCCCCAUCUCCCCGAAGGAAAUCGAGAGGAUGGUCAACAUCAUCCACCGCAAGUUCAACUCCAUCCAGAUGCAACUCAAACAGAGCACGUGCGAAGCGGUGAUGAUACUACGCUCACGAUUCCUGGACGCACGGAGAAAAAGACGUAACUUCAGCAAGCAGGCGACGGAGAUCCUCAAUGAGUAUUUCUACUCGCACCUCAGCAACCCCUACCCCAGUGAAGAAGCCAAGGAAGAGCUGGCAAAGAAGUGCAGCAUCACAGUGGCUCAGGUAUCAAACUGGUUCGGUAACAAGCGAAUCCGCUACAAGAAAAACAUAGGCAAGUUCCAGGAGGAGGCAAAUCUGUACGCCGCCAAAACGGCGGUAACUGUGACAAACGUGACAGCUCAAGGAAGCCAAGCCAACUCCCCGUCCACUCCCACCUCCACUGGUACAGAAUCGUGCUACAGGUCAAUGGGAGGCAAUAGCCCUCCAGCACCAAGACCCCCAGGGCGGACCUUGUGUACGAGCUUAGAGAGUUCGUCGACAUCGUAUAACAUGGCUGGCACAGGAGAUCUGUACAUGAGCAUGCAGGCUCUGAAUGGGGAUUCUUACCAGGCAGUCCAGGUCGGAGCUAAUGUGCAGCUACAGGUGGACUCGCUGCGCCAUGUUAUCAACCAGACAGGUGGCUACGGUGAUGGUCUGGGAGCUGGCAGGAUCUAUAGUCCACAGGCCCUGAAUACUAAUGGCGGCUGGCAGGAUGCAACCACCCCGUCCUCUGUGACAUCGCCAACGGAAGGGCCCGGAAGCGUCCAGUCUGAUACCUCCAACUGAUCUUCUAGCAACAGGGCAGCCAAUGGGGCUUUCACUCUGCACUGACCAAUCAGA
Messenger RNA from Chiloscyllium plagiosum (whitespotted bambooshark), 1107 nucleotides. Lineage: Eukaryota; Metazoa; Chordata; Chondrichthyes; Orectolobiformes; Hemiscylliidae. The record is from RefSeq and is a predicted model, not a curated record.